Anolis sagrei ordinatus is the source of this 4800-nucleotide messenger RNA. RefSeq names its product exostosin like glycosyltransferase 1 (gene EXTL1). NCBI's taxonomy places the organism in Eukaryota, Metazoa, Chordata, Lepidosauria, Squamata, Anolidae. Gene Ontology annotation, cellular component: membrane. Gene Ontology annotation, molecular function: glycosyltransferase activity. The record is from RefSeq and is a predicted model, not a curated record.
GCUGCCUGCCUGGACCAGAGGCUGGGCGGCGGGUGAAGGCAGAGAUGGGGAGGCCAGCGUGUAGUGCAUCCCUGCAGCCUCGAUGAGCGCGGAUAGCGGGGCCUGGAGCAGGCAGCCGGUAAGGGACGCCGGGCGGAGGAGGGGCGAGGGGUUCUCCGCGCCUGGAAGCGGAUGCCGGGUCGGAAGUCUCCGAGGAGUGAAACUGUUUCCAUCCAAAGGAGACCGAGCAGGGAAAGAAGAGGCAAGAGGAGUCCCAUCCUAUCCAAAGACAGCUAAGUCUCCAAAAAAGGACCUGCUCUUAUGAGACAAACUCCCCAGAAGGAAGGAAAUCAUUAUUAUUCUUUGCCAUUUAGAUAUAGAUUAUAGAAAGCAAAAUAAUAUAUUUUUUAAAUCAGCUGCCUGGUUUUGCACAAAAUUGAGCCCAAUCGGUGACUCUUUGGGAAUCCCUUUUCUCCUGGGAUCCCGUCUAGCCCCACUGCUUGUAUUCCCAGGCGAGAAGGUUCAGGUCCGAUUUCCCGGAGAGAGACUCAAAUACCCAGAGCGAGACCUUGAACUCAGCUAAGGGCAGGACUCUGCGGACCGCCUGCGAUAGGGCAGUGCCAGGCCAAAUCUGGCAGGAGGAGCAGGAAGGAAGCAGGGCCGGGCCAAUGCCAGAGGGAGCUGGAGAGCUGACCAAAUCCAAAGGCGGACUUUUAUCUUAAUUGUAAAGUAAAGCGGAAAACAAGGCUGACUUUUGAGGAUUAAAGAAAAACUAAAACAAUUAAAAAAAAACUUCACCAGGAAAGCUGCUUGGUUUUGCACAAAAUUGAGCCUAAUCGGUGACUCCUUGGGAACCCUUUUUCUCCCAAGUCAAGUGGGAUCCUGUCUAGUCCCACUGCUUAUAUUCCCAAGCGAGAAGGUUCCGCUCCGAUUUCCCGGAGAGAGACUCAAAUACCCAGAGCGAGACCUUGAACUCGGCUAAGGGCAGGACUUUUAUCUUAAUUGUAAAGUAAAGUGGAAAACAAGGCUGACUUUUGAGGAUUAAAGAAAAACUAAAAUAUUUUUUUUAAAAAAACUUCACCAGGAAAGCUGUUUGGUUUUGCACAAAAUUGAGCCUAAUUGGUGACUCCUUGGGAACCCUUUUUCUCCCAAGUCAAGUGGGAUCCCGUCUAGUCCCACUGCUUAUAUUCCCAGGCGAGAAGGUUCAGGUCCGAUUUCCCGGAGAGAGACUCAAAUACCCAGAGCGAGACCUUGAACUCAGCAAAGGGCAGGACUUUGGGAACCACCUGCGAUAGAUAAGAGAGGAGGGCAGUGCCAGGCCAAAUUUGGCAGGAGGAGUAGGAAGGAAGCAGGGCCAGGCCAAUGCCAAGGGAGCCGGAGAGCUGACCAAAUCCAGACUUUGAUCUCAAUCUUAAAGCAAAGGGGAAAAUAAGUCCGACUUUAGAGGAUUAAAGAAAAACUAUUUAAAAAAAACUUCACCAGGAUAGCUGCCUGGUUUUGCACAAAACUGAGCCCAAUCAGUGACUCCUUGGGAAUCCCUUUGCUCCCAAGCCAUGUGGGAUCCCGUCUAGCCCCACUGCUUGUAUUUCCAGGCGAGAAGGUUCAGGUCUGAUUUCUCAGAGAGAGACUCAAAUACCCGGAGCGAGACCUUUAACUCUCCUAAGGGGCAGGGCUUUGCAAACCGCCUGUGAUAGAUAAGAGAGAGGAGGGUAGUGCCAGGCCAAAUCUGGCAAGAGGAGCAGGAAGGAAACAAAUUGGCUGGGCCAAUGCCAGAGGGAGCCGGAGAGCUGACCAAAUCAAAAGGCAGACUUUUAUCUCAAUCUUAAACUGAAGGGGAAAACAAGGCUGACUUUUGAGGAUUAAAGAAAGACGGAAAGAAAUUUUUAAAAAAUUUCAUCAGGAAGUAGCUGGGGGAGGAAAAGGAAUAGUUUCUCAGAGUGGUUCCAAAUAGAUAAGCCUUACUUUGCUGGCCUCGGAGGGCAUCAAGGUGUUGAAGGCCACAUUCGGCACUGCUGCAGAUUGGCUCCGGUGCCAAACAAACAAGACGUUUGCAAACAAGAGUCAUCCCCGGCCGUGUCGUAAGAUGGAGAAAGGUUUGGCAAGGUGAAUGCAGACCCCUCUGUGAGAUCAUUGCAAACUGAUCUUGUCAUGAGACUCGGGGUUGUGCUUUGGAUUUGCGUCGUCCCUUCUGGCCUGGCUUGGAUGACUUCUCUUUCCAAGAUCUCCCUACUGACGGAGCGGGCCUCCUUUUUCCAAUAAGGAGUCUCGCGGGUUCUGCGCGAACCUAUGCAGGCCAGGAAAAAAUACAUCUUGAUGACUUUCUUUGCCACUUGGCUCCUGCUCUCCCUGUUUGGAGGCGACCAAAUACGACGCUUUGCCUUCCUGCCCAGCAAGAAAUCUGGGGCGCUGCGAAGCUGGCCGCGCUGGGCAGACGGGCUCCUCCUGGAGAGCUUUGCGGACCCUGAGCAGCUUGAGAGCAAUGAGGGGGACCCUGAGGAGCAGCCCCCCAAAGCUCGGCGAGAGUUGAGGAGGAACAUCUACAGGAACAGCCGCUGCCGUAUGGAGACCUGCUUCGAUGCCUCCAAGUGCCAGGAGCAUGGCUUCAAAGUCUUCGUCUACCCCUUGGAAAGGGGGGACCCCGUGUCGGAAAGUUACCUCAAAAUUGUCGCCUCCUUGGAAGAGUCGCGGUACUUCACUUCCAACCCCGAAGAGGCCUGCCUCUUUGUCCUCAACAUUGACACGCUGGAUCGGGACCACCUCUCCCCGCGCUAUGUCCGUGGCAUCGACGAGAAAAUCCAAGGCUUCCCUCUCUGGAACGACGGCCGCAACCACCUCAUAUUCAACCUCUAUUCAGGCACAUGGCCAAACUAUACCGAAGACUUGGGCUUUGACAUUGGUCAAGCCAUCCUAGCCAAGGCCAGCUUCUACAUGGAACACUUCCGCCCCGGUUUUGACAUCUCCAUCCCUUUGUUUUCCAAGGAUCAUCCCCGGAAAGGCGGGGAGAAAGGCUGGCUGCACAAGGCCUCGGUCCCGCCAAAGAAAAAGUACCUCUUGGUUUUUAAAGGGAAGCGGUACCUGACGGGAAUCGGGUCCGACACCAGGAACGCUCUCCAUCAUAUCCACAACGGCAAAGACAUCAUUUCCCUGACUACGUGUAAACAUGGGAAAGACUGGGAGAAGCACAAGGACAAGCGGUGCGAUAAGGACAAUGCAGACUACGAAAAGUUUGAUUAUCAGGAACUUUUGCACAACUCCACCUUUUGCAUCAUUCCCCGAGGGAGGCGCCUGGGGUCCUUCCGAUUCCUAGAAGCAUUACAGGCUGCCUGCAUCCCAGUUUUGCUCAGCAACGGUUGGGAGCUGCCCUUUUCCGAAGUGAUCGAUUGGAGCAAAUCCGCCAUUGUCGGGGACGAGAGGCUCCUUCUGCAGAUUCCGUCUACUGUCCGAUGUCUCCACAGCGACAAGAUCCUGGCUUUCCAGCAGCAAACGCAGUUCCUGUGGGAAGCUUAUUUCUCCUCCGUGGACAAGAUUGUCCACACCACCCUUGAGAUCAUAAAGGAUCGGAUAUUUCAUCAAGAAUCCCGCCCAAGGUUCUUGUGGAACGCACUUCCGGGAGGGCUGCUGGCACUGCCAGAAUUCUCCACUCAUCUGAAUGACUUCCCUUUCUACUACCUGCAGCAAGGAUCCAGCCCUUCCAAUAAGUUUACGGCGUUCAUCCGGGCCAUGUCUCCGGUCGUCUCCCUCUCACAGCCCAUCCUCAAGCUCAUCCAAGCCGUCUCCAGGUCCCAGUACUGUGCCCAGAUUUUAGUUUUAUGGAGCUGCGAGAAGCCACCGCCACAAAGCAGUAAAUGGCCGCAGACGUCGGUUCCCUUGAGAGUGAUCCACAGCAGCAACAAGGUCAGUGACCGGUUUUUGCCUUACUCCGCCAUUGAAACAGAUGCAGUGCUGAGCCUGGAUGAACACACCAGCCUCUCCACCAACGAGAUUGACUUUGCCUUUGUGGUGUGGAGGAGCUUCCCUGAGCGGAUUGUGGGCUUCCCCAUGCGCAGCCACUUCUGGGAUGCCAGCAAGAGCCAGUGGAGCUACACCUCAAAGUGGACCAACGAAUUCUCCAUGGUUCUCACUGCAGCCGCAUUCUACCACAGGUAUUAUCACAGCCUCUUCACCCAUUUCUUGCCUGCUCGGCUACGGGGCCUCAUUGAUCAGAUUGCCAACUGUGAGGACAUAUUGAUGAACUUCCUCGUUUCUGCCGUUACCAAGCUACCUCCCAUUAAAGUGACCCAGAAAAAACAGCACAGAGAGAGCACCGCUCAGCAGCUGCUGAAGAGCGCCCCUCCAUCCAACGGGAACCUUCAGUUUUCUCAGCGGCAGGACUGCGUCAACCAGUUUGCAAGCUGGUUCGGGUACAUGCCCCUGGUGCAUUCCCAGUUUCGCCUCGACCCCGUGCUCUUCAAAGACCAGGUGUCCGUGCUGCGGAAGAAGUACCGCCACCUCGAGAGGGACUAGCUCUGCUGGAGAAAAGCACCAGGCCAACUCUUGGACCAAAUGCUAAAAGUGGAAGGGAAGCUGUGGAAAACCAAAAGCAGCCCUCCGACUAGUGAAGCAAUGGAACCCAAGAGCAGCAUACACUAUUCUGGUCCUGACGGGACACAUCUGCAUGGUCCAUAACCUUGUGGAAAUGGAGGCCAUGCCGGUGCAUCGGAGAAGCCCUUCAGACUUUGAGUGCCGAAAGGUGGAACCUCAUCUCACUGGUCGCUGCGGAAGUGCCAGAUGGAUUUUCACACUUUAUUGGGUUUUACCAGUACAAAUAAAGGUUUGCAGGAA